GUUGCAGUUUUGGAUGAUGAACAAACAGAUAACAAAUUAGCAACCAACACUCAACAAUCAAUCAAUCAAUCAAUCAAUCACCCCUACACAGCUGAAAAUAUGAUUUGUUCUUCAUCAUCACUAUCGACUGCAAAUGGCGGUUUGCUACUGCAACAAUCAUCUUUCUCGAAUAAUCGACACUCUGCAACAGCAAUUAGGUGGGGUGUGAAAAGAGGGAUUGGAUCAGGCAACAAUAGAACCAAGAGCCAAGUAGCUAAUGCUAAUGUUACGAUAGCAAGUGGAAAGGGAAAGAAAGAGGUGAUUAUGGUUGACCCGGCUGAAGCAAAGCGUUUAGCUGCUAAACAAAUGGAAAAUAUCAAAAGGAAACAAACAUUUAAGAGGAGAAGACAAAUAGAAGCUAUUAACGGAGCAUGGGCUAUGCUUGGUCUUACAGCUGGUUUAGUCAUCGAAGGCCAAACUGGAAAUGGUAUUUUGGCUCAGUUAGCUGGAUACUGGGCAGCCGUGGUCAACAUUUUUGUAAGAUAACACACAAAGGUUAGCCUGCAGGGCUCUACAUGAAUCAGCUUCGAAUCUUUUACACUUGAUUCAUACAUAUUUGUUUAUGAUACAUCAAUGAAACAGGAAUUCAUUAAACAUUAUCCUGGAAACAAAAUGUUUUUGGAUAAUUAACCAUGUCUUUAAACUUUUUUUAUUAAGUAAAAAGAACCGAACCAGAUCGACGUAUAUA
Molecule: messenger RNA, 727 nt
Organism: Helianthus annuus (common sunflower)
Lineage: Eukaryota; Viridiplantae; Streptophyta; Magnoliopsida; Asterales; Asteraceae
Exons: 5
Coding region: 100-525 (141 amino acids)
Cellular component (GO): chloroplast thylakoid membrane
Source: RefSeq, a predicted model, not a curated record